Myripristis murdjan (pinecone soldierfish) is the source of this 2338-nucleotide messenger RNA. RefSeq names its product UDP-N-acetyl-alpha-D-galactosamine:polypeptide N-acetylgalactosaminyltransferase 14 (GalNAc-T14) (gene galnt14). NCBI's taxonomy places the organism in Eukaryota, Metazoa, Chordata, Actinopteri, Holocentriformes, Holocentridae. The coding region runs from base 1 to 1692 and encodes 563 amino acids. Gene Ontology annotation, cellular component: Golgi apparatus. The transcript is spliced from 16 exons. Gene Ontology annotation, molecular function: polypeptide N-acetylgalactosaminyltransferase activity. The record is from RefSeq and is a predicted model, not a curated record. Gene Ontology annotation, biological process: protein O-linked glycosylation.
AUGAAGCGUCUCUCUCGGAAGCUGGCGGUGGCCGUGGCGGUGCUGGUGUGGCUGGGAGCGCUGGUUUAUCUGCUGGUGCUGAGCCGGAGGAAACUACCGGAGCUCGGCUCCCAAGGUCCCAAGUUCCCAGGGUCCUACGUUCCCAAGUCUUAUGUUCCCAGGAUCUCGGAUGCGGAGUGGGAAGACAUGCUGGAGGGAUUUGAUGAGAGGAGUUACCUGAACGCCCGGCGGUGGCGACCGGGUGACGACCCAUACACCCUGUACGCCUUCAACCAGCGAGAGAGCGAGAGGAUCCCCAGCAACCGAGCGCUGCGAGACACACGCCACUACAGAUGUACGACUCUUCACUACGACCCCGAUCUUCCUCCCACGUCCAUCAUCAUCACCUUCCACAACGAGGCCCGCUCCACCCUGCUCCGCACCAUAAGGAGUGUGCUCAACAGAACUCCAGUUCAUCUCAUCCAUGAGAUCAUUCUGGUGGACGACUUCAGCGAUGACGAGAGUGACUGCCAGCUCCUCACCAAGCUGCCCAAAGUCAAAUGUCUGCGCAACAACAAGAGAGAAGGUCUGAUCCGCUCCAGGGUCCGGGGGGCCGAUGCGUCGAGGGCGGGCGUCCUCACCUUCCUGGACAGUCACUGUGAGGUCAACAAGGACUGGCUGCCCCCCCUCCUGCAGAGGAUCAAGCAGGACCCGACGUGUGUGGUGAGCCCGGUCAUCGACAUCAUCAACAUGGACACCUUCGCCUACGUGGCUGCCUCCUCAGACCUGCGCGGAGGUUUUGACUGGAGUCUGCAUUUUAAGUGGGAGCAGUUGUCUCCGGAGCAGAGGGCUCGCCGAGCGGACCCAACUCAGCCCAUCAAGACUCCCAUCAUCGCGGGCGGGCUCUUUGUGAUUGACAGGUCCUGGUUCAAUCACCUCGGCAAAUACGACACGGCCAUGGACAUCUGGGGCGGGGAGAACUUCGAGAUCUCGUUCCGUGUGUGGCAGUGUGGCGGCAGCCUGGAGAUCCUGCCCUGCAGCCGGGUGGGCCACGUCUUCAGGAAGAAACACCCGUACGUCUUCCCCGAGGGCAACGCCAACACUUACAUCAAGAACACACGUCGCACGGCCGAGGUGUGGAUGGACGACUUCCGCCUCUUCUACUACUCUGCUCGGCCUGCAGCACGAGGCAAAUCCUACGGAGAUAUCCGAGGCAGACAGGAACUCCGCAAGAGGCUGAAAUGCAAAUCCUUCAAGUGGUACCUGGACAACGUCUACCCCGAGCUCAAGGUCCCAGACGACUCGGACUCGGAGUCCGGGGUCAUAAAGCAGCGCCAGAACUGCCUGGAGUCCCACAGGGUGGAGGGCCAGGAGCUGCCCGUCCUCAGCCUGGGGCCCUGCAUCGGCACCAAGGCCGUGCCCGCCGUCAACCAGGAGUGGGUUUACACUCCCGGCCAGCAGAUCCGGCAGCAGCAGCUCUGUCUGUCCCUGUCCACCACCUUCCCCGCCUCGCAGGUGCUGCUGCUGCCCUGCAACAUGGCCGACGGCAAGCAGCGGUGGCAGAAGUCCGGGACCCACCUGGAGCACCUGGCCUCUCGCUUCUGCCUGGACUCAGAGAUGGCUCUGGACGGGAUGGACUCCUCGCGGAUGCUGGUCAUCAGCCCCUGUGAACUGAGCGCCUACACACAGAGAUGGGACGUCCCCUUCUCCUGACCCCUAACCCUGUGACCUCUCACCUCUCUAAACCAGCCCCUUACCCAUCCACCGCCCUUCGGCAAAAAAAAAACAAAACAAAACAAAACAAAAAACAGUUGCUCAGAAGGAAUAAUGAAAGGGAUCUGUGUUUGCAUCUGGUCAGUGUUCUGGGUUCAGGGAAGAUGAGUGGAAAGAGACUGCUCGCUGCAACAAAACCUCAAAGGUCACGUUUCAGUCUAAUUCGGAUCUUUGUCGAGCGCUGACCUGCUCUUGAUUUCUCGAAGGUCUGUGCUUGAUUGAAUCGUUGCUUGAGGAAAAGAAAAGGUGUGUAGCUUGUUUUGUCAAGCAAGGAGUGUGUCUGCUUUUGUGGCAGCUCAAGAGUUUGGGAAGUUUAAACCAAGUGCACCUUAAACGCUGACCUGUCAAAGAUUUGUGUUGGGGUUGAGAUAUUUGCUGGAGGAUAGAAACAUCAGGAGGGUAUGUCUUGGUGUAUCUUUCAUGGAAAAGUGUCCGCUUUGGAGGCUGUUCAAGAGUCUCAGGAGGUAAAACCAAACGCAAACGACCUCUUUUACAUACCUUUUUUAGUUUUGGUAGUCAAAUACCUGAGGUUCUCGUUAGUCGAAAUGUCCAAUUAAGAGUCUCAAACGAUAUGCAUCAGAUUAUC